CUCAAUUUCCUGCGGCUGGGCCGCCUGGACCUGCCCCGUGGCUAUGGGGAGACGGCCCUGCUCAGGGCAGAGGCGGACUUCUACCAGAUCCAGCCCCUCCUGGAUGCCCUGCGGGAACUGGAGGCCUCUCGGGGGACCCCCGUGCCCACAGCUGCCCUGCUCCAUGCAGAUGUAGACGCCAGCCCCCGCCUGGUGCACUUCUCCGCUCGCCGGGGCCCACACCACUAUGAGCUGAGCUCUGUGCAGGUGGAUACGUUCCGAGCCAACAUCUUCUGCACCGACCCCGAGUGCCUGGGCGCCAUGCGGGCCCGAUUCGGUGUGGCCAGUGAGGACAGGGCAGAGGGAGGCCCUCACUUUCGUCUGGAGUGGGCCCCCUGUCCCGCAGAGCUCCCUGAGGUGGAGUAUAGGAGACUGGGGCUACAGCCUCUGUGGACUGGGGGGCCGGGGGAGCUGCGGGAGGUGGUGGGCACGCCGGGCUUCCUGGAGGAGGUGCUGCGGGUGGCUCUGGAGCACGGCUUCCGCCUAGACUCCGUCUUCCCUGACCCCGAGGACCUGCUCAACUCCCGAUCUCUGCGCUUUGUGAGGCACUGA
Molecule: messenger RNA, 591 nt
Organism: Puma concolor (puma)
Lineage: Eukaryota; Metazoa; Chordata; Mammalia; Carnivora; Felidae
Gene: KCTD11
Product: potassium channel tetramerization domain containing 11
Biological process (GO): positive regulation of neuron differentiation; protein homooligomerization
Source: RefSeq, a predicted model, not a curated record